This is a messenger RNA of Closterium sp. NIES-65, 2523 nucleotides long. Lineage: Eukaryota; Viridiplantae; Streptophyta; Zygnematophyceae; Desmidiales; Closteriaceae. The record is from the annotation of a GenBank genome assembly.
AUGGGGGAGCUGCGCGAGUGGUACGCUCGCCGCUGGAGGCGUGCUGCUGAGUCUGGAGGUGCUGCUGGAGCUGGAGCUGGAGCUUCUUCGACCGUCGAGGGUGCGGGUGCUGCCGGUCCCGGAGCUGCUGGACCUGCGGGUCCUCCUGGAGCUGGAGGUACUGAGGGCGUUGGUGCUGAGCCUACUGCUGUUGGUCCUGCCGCUGGAGGUGUGGGUGGCGCUGGUGCUGUCCCUGAGGGUGCUGGUGCUGUCCCUGCUGAGUCUGGAGCUGCCGCGCGGCCUCGGCCGUACUUCGUUCCGCUCCUACAGCAGGUUCUUGGUCUUUCUCCUUCGGUAGAGUGUCCACAGCCUGUCCAGUCGCAGUCACUGUUGGAGCCUUCCUCUCCUCUGCCUGCUCCCUCUCCUUACACUGGUCCUACUGGAGGUCUUGCUGAGCGUCGUGAGCCUGCGUCUCGUCCCGCGUCGCCUGUUCGUGCUGCUCGCGCUAGUGGUCGCGGUUCGCGUCAGCAUCCUCCUCCUGUCCCUGGCACGCACCGGAUGUCUCUGCGUCCGUCCACUGCUCCUCUGCGUGCCCCUUUGCCUUCGCCUCCUGAGUCCUCUCUUCCUGCGCUUGCCGACCCUGAGUCGGACUCUCUUCGCGCUGCCAGUCCUACUGUCACGCGUCUGCUUGCUACUGUCGUCACUGACCCCUCUUUUGAGUCCACUGCUGCGUCUGCUCUAGUCGCUGAGCUCGUUGACUUUGCUGCUCGCUGUCGUCUCGACUACGCUGCUGGUCUUGUUGCUGAGUCUGCGUCUGUCUGUCCUCCGUCCGUCGGGGGUGAGUGUGCUCUUGGCACGGACGUCCUAGAGGACAGACAGGAGGAGUUACAGUGUCUAGCGGCUGCUUCACCUCAUCUCGCGUCUGUACUGCUUGCCCCUGAGGGAGACCCGGAUGCACUAGACAUCCCGACUCCGCGUUCUUACGCGGAGGCCGUAGAGGGUCCCUACUCCUCUCAGUGGCAGGCAGCUAUGGAUGCAGAGAUGGCUUCCUGGAAGUCCACAGGCACCUACGUUGACGCAGUUCCCCCUCCUGGGGCGAACAUCGUCAGUGGCAUGUGGAUCUUCCGGGUGAAGCGGCCGCCGGGCUCUCCACCUGUCUUCAAGGCGCGCUACGUUGCUCGUGGCUUCAGUCAGCGGCAGGGAGUUGACUACUUUCAGACCUUCUCUCCCACCCCGAAGAUGACCACUCUUCGGGUGCUGCUGCACAUAGCCGCUCAGCGCGACUACGAGCUUCACUCUCUCGACUUCAGCACUGCGUUCCUGCAGGGUAGUCUGCACGAGGAGAUCUGGCUGCGCCGACCACCUGGCUUCACUGGGACUUUCCCUCCUGGCACCCAGUGGAGCCUCCGACGGCCAGUCUACGGUCUCCGCCAGGCACCGCGUGAGUGGCACGACACACUGAGGACUACGCUUGCGGCUCUUGGGUUUGCUCCUUCUACUGCUGACCCGUCGCUGUUUCUUCGCACCGACACUUCCCUGCCGCCGUUCUACAUCCUCGUGUACGUCGACGACUUGGUCUUUGCCACAGCGGACACUGCUGGACUCGCCUACGUGAAGUCCGAGCUGCUGAAGAGACACACGUGCACAGACCUGGGUGAACUGCGCAGCUACCUUGGCUUGCAGAUCACUCGGGACAGAGCACGCCGCACCAUUACCUUGACUCAGUCACACAUGGUGCAGCAGGUCCUUCAGCGCUUCGGCUUCACGUACUCCUCGCCUCAGGCCACUCCUCUGCCUACUCGCCACUCACUCUCAGCUCUGCCUUCGGAUGAGUCCGUAGAGUCGAGUGGUCCGUAUGCAGAGCUUGUUGGCUGCCUCAUGUACCUGAUGACCUGCACACGACCUGACCUUGCAUAUCCUCUGAGCAUUCUUGCACGCUAUGUUGCUCCUGGGAGACACAGACCAGAGCACAUGGCUGCAGCGAAGAGGGUAUUGCGCUACCUGUGCAGUACGUCGGGCAUGGGGCUUGUGCUUGGAGGGCGGAGUCCAGUGGUCCUUACCGGCCACGCGGACGCUUCUUGGGCUGACGACCAGGCUACGCAGCGGUCGUCACAGGGUUACACCUUCAGCCUUGGUUCCGGCUCUGUCUCGUGGCGGUCUACUCGCUCGUCUUCGGUUCUCGGCUCCAGUUGUGAGGCUGAGAUCCACGCCGGGGCCAUGGCUGCACAGGAGCUUCGCUGGCUCACCUACCUGCUGACUGACCUUGGAGAGCCGCCUCGUUCUCCUCCAGUGCUGUACGUAGACAACAAGGCCAUGCUGGCCUUGUGUCGAGAGCAGCGCUUGGAGCACAGAACGAAGCACAUUGCUCUCCGCUACUUCCUUGCUCGUGAGCUGCAGCAGCGUGGUCAGUUGCGACUUGCGUACGUGGCCUCUGAGGCCAACACUGCUGAUGUGUUCACCAAGGCACUCGCGCCUUGUGACCAUCAGCGCUUUUGCACCCAGCUGGGUCUUGUGCCUGUCUUGCCUCACUUGCUCUCCUCUUGA